Molecule: messenger RNA, 1242 nt
Organism: Colletotrichum truncatum
Lineage: Eukaryota; Fungi; Ascomycota; Sordariomycetes; Glomerellales; Glomerellaceae
Source: RefSeq, a predicted model, not a curated record
AUGCCAGCACCAGAACAUCCCGCACAACAAGAUCCCGAAAAACAAAGUAUGGUAUCACAAGCCAAUGGAUCUACAGAUAUUUCCACUUCCUCUUCAGAAGUCUCCUCAUUAUCAAAUACCAGUCAUCCAAGGACUGCGACGGCAGCAUCAAGUCAAACGGUACAGCCUUCAGAGGUUUCGUCAGGAGGUGUUGAUGGUCCCGCUGUUGCCGGUCCCGCUGUUGCCGGUCCCGCUGUUGCCGGUGCCGCUGUAGGCUGCCUCGUUGCUGGCCUUCUGAUCGGCUUUGUUGCUGCAUUCUUCCUACUGCGUCGAAAGUAUCAUAGGACCGCGAAGAACAGUUCGUUUAGGCCUGAAAUGCAGCACAUAGCCGUCAAUGCAGAUUCCAAGGCUUUUGGAUCUUCACCAACGGCCACCCAUAACAAUGAAAUUCAACUGGACCAAUUCCUUCUCGACCUUACCCCUGACAAAGAGAUUGCUAGUGAGCUUCACGCUUUGAGCGAGCUUGUUUGUCAGCAUGUUGAUAACCACUAUCACCGGAUGCCUGUGCAGGCCAAUUCUCAAUCUCUCGUGGGAAGCCUUCUGAAUAUCGGCAUUGGAGACAAUCCAAAGCAGAUAAGUGCGGACCAAGUCGCUGCACUCUGUGUUGAUCCGCAGACUAGGCAAAUCGGUCUCAAAUAUGUCAUAUCCCAUGCAGUGUUUGUCACCGUCGACUUCAACGCCCGGAGCCGCUUCUCACUGCUCCCACCACCAGUGGCCUUUUUUCUCCAGUCUAUGCCACCGGUGGAAACGCGCGGAGGCGAUAACGAGGUAACUGCGUUCGCGCUGUCGAAAUGGCGCACUUUAUCUGCCUUCCUCCUUCAUCCAAGCCGCAGUCAGCGCAUUCAUCUUUCGCCGGUCGAGUCAGAGAUUGCUCCCAGGGCACACAGCCUUGCCACCGCGCUUAACGCAUACCUUCACCACUUCGUUCCCGCUGAUCAAGGGAGCCAGAGCCAGCAGCUGGAACACCUGAAAGCUGUAAUUAUGGAAUGUGCAAGGUUUGGCUAUGAACUUUUGUCCCAGCCUCGUGAAUGGCAUUUCAUCUACCAGGCUGAGGAUGCAGGUACAUCAGGACAGCGAGCCGUUGUCGUGUGCCCAGGCUUGGAAAAGAUGGGCAAUAGUGAUAGAAUUGGUUCCGAUGGUCUUACCCAUGUAGUAGCGCCUCUUGUCGCUCAGGUUUCUGACCGACGCAGACAAAAUCGGUAG